UAUAUAGAUAGUUUAUCGUGAGUUGCUAUUUGCAAUUGUCUUUCAUAGAUUGUACAGUUCGUUGUGUUUAUCAAAUAAUGUAUAUAUUUUCUUACCAAUUUAUAAUCGUUAUAUUGUUGAUAGUCUUUAUGGUCUGAUAUAUGUGGAUAUAUUCGGUGAGCAAUUACAUCCAUGAACGAUGGAGGCCGCUCGAGCUUCUCAGGGAUGCGCUCGGAGCGCAUCGGACAAAUCUUGCACGGUCCAUGUAUCUGGUUACCCUAAAUACACACAACCACAAGACCUAACUCGUACAUUCUUGCACUUCGGUAAUGCGAAAGUGGAUAAAAUGAAUCAAAAGUUCGCAACACUAACAUUCUCGAAUUCUCUAGAAGCAAAAAGUGCAGUGCUAGAUUCAAAUAAAGUGGCCGUUUAUGGAUCGUUCCUCACCGUUCAACCUUACAGUCCUCAGCAAGCUGCUGAGGCUCCAAGACAACAAAACAAUAAUAAGAGAGACUUUAGUCGAAGUAAACAGAAAGGAGUAAUAAUUAGCCCAAGGGACAUAGAUCUGUCCGGAGACUUUGUACAGCAAAUUGACAAUAUCCUACUAGCGAUCCGGCUAACCCAAGAGGAAGUUUUCAAAAUUGGUACACUUUAUUCAAACCUCGAGCAAGCUUUACAGGAGCUGUGGCCAGGCUCCACAGCAAUACCAUUUGGUUCUAUACCAACAGGGCUGGGCAUCAAAACUAGCGACGCCGAUUGUUUUGUGAAGGUUCCACCACAGUACCGUCGCCCAAAUGCCAAUUUUGUGAACAAAACUGCUCGUUUACUUCGCCAAUAUCCACGUAUCUUCGCCGAAAUUCUUCCCAUACCACGCGCUAACACUCCUAUAGUUAAAUUUUUCCACAUACCUACUGCGACCAACUGUGAUGUCACAUUCAAAACAGAACUAGGUGCUAGAAACAGUAGCCUGAUCCAUUUCCUCCUUCGCGCCGACCCUCGGCUGAUUCCAAUGGCAGUCCUCAUCAAGUACUGGGCUAAAGUUCACGAGAUGUCCGGAAGCGGGAGACUCACGAACUACGCCCUUACAAUGCUCAUUAUCUUCUACCUCCAACAGCCACCUAAUCCCAUCCUCCCCCCCAUUCGAUGGCUCCAGCAAGACCCCAACGACGACUAUAUAGUCGAUCAUUGGAACACAGGGUUCAUGAACCGUCUCGAAUCGCUCCCGCCAACUAGAAACAGGUCCACAAUAUCAGAAUUAAUUGGGGGAUUUUUUGAGUACUACUCUGUUUUUGAUUUCGAGAAAAUGAUUGUUUGCCCAUAUUUAGGGUAUCCCAUACAAAAAGAUCUAUUCAAAGAUCUGGAUACGUUACCAGAAGGCUUUGAAAGGUACAAGGAAAACAUCAGAAAUCUAAAUACAGCGGCGAUGCGAUUCACGACAUCAUGGUGCGCUCAAGAUCCUUUUGAACAAUGCCAUAAUAUUGCCUCGCCUGUGUCCAGUCGCCUUGCGAGCAACAUUAAAAUAUACCUCAAGUUUGCGGCAGAAGCCUACCAAAGAGAAAAGUCCAAUAAAUGUGAAAUGUUUCUCAAAUCAAUUCUCCUCGAUAAACCCAAAAUCGCCAAAGAAAAGGGUCAUCCAGAAUUUAGAUCCAAUUUGUUCCCUAAAUUCAUAAGUAGCAUUGUCGAUCCAGAUUGGAAGUCUGUAGUUCGCAGUAUCAUUUUCAUAAUAUUUGAGACAAUGUUGAAAAUUAAACUUGGCAAAGUAGAAGAGAAAGUAAAUCCAGACUCGAAGAAAGAAAAAGAAAAAUACAUGGGGACUGUGACAAAACCAAUAUGGAAAAGAAAGGCCGCUUCUAAGUCGCAUGGCCUGAUGCAUCUAGAUUUGCAACAGAAACAGGCAAAAAUAACAGAGGAAGUGAUGAACUUUGAGAAAGAACAAAUCAAUAUACAGUUUCAAUUGAUAUUAACUUACUCCCAUGAUCCAAAGCGGGCUGUGGUUGCGAUAAAACUUAACAACGGGGACAUAGCGGCCUUCAAGGAAUUUGGAAAGUUCUUCAUCUCCAUUUUACAGAGUUGGUUCAUGCAACUGCUAACACCUUACGCAAAGAGUUCGACAAACGACACAGCGUCGAAGAUAGCGGAGACUAUUAAGUUUCUAGACAGCAAUCAUGAGAGUAACAACGUGGACCGCGAUGACGAUACGCUCAGUGAGUGAACUGAACAUGUGUCAUUUCUCGAAACAAACCCGACGCUUUACUGGACACGGCGACUUUUGAACAUACCACACAAUCAGUACGUGGACGAUUCUCCCCGCCAAGGCGCCUGUAAAGAUACUAUCAUAGUUUAUAACGGAUAAAUCUAUUAUUAAGCCUUCGUCUUCUUUUAUUAUUCCGUUUUAUAGAAUCUUCAUUUUGACUUGAAUUUUUUUUUCUUUUUUUUACCUAUUCAUUUUAAUCCAAGAUUUUAAUAUUUCAUCUAACUACUGCAAAACAAAAUUAUUUCUUAUUUACAUACCUUACGCAUGUUAUUAGAUUAACUACUGUGUUGAUAUAAUGUAAUAUGUAAAUUAAUGUGAAAAACAAUUGAAUAAGACAGAAUUAUUAGAUUAUAUUAUAUUAUAUGUACAAAGAUAAAAAUAGGCUUUUCAUUAAAAAUAAAAAUUUCAUCCGUCAGUAGGCUGAUGUAUGAUAAUUCCGCCUACACUACCUUAAUACACUGAUAUAUAAUACAUGAUAGGUGAGAAAGCAAGUCAAUUAACCCAUCGUGACUAAUUCAAUGGUUUCCAAUGGGAAUCGCAAGGAGGUCGGCAUGUAGCUAGGGCCUGUUACACUUAGUGGCGGACUAACGGGUUGGCGGAAAGAGCGGCCUGCUCUAGGUGUCUGGCCCUAGUGGCCUCCAAACGCCUCCUUUUUCCUUAUUCAUAUCCUAUGUAUGUUUGUUUAAUUUAAAUUUCACUUUCAAAAUUUAUGUGGUUAUCUUUUAACAUUUUUUAACUGUUUACUUUUUUUUUUUACCUUACCUGAAAUUAAUUUGAUAAUGAGAAAAACGCAUACGUAACUAAUAUUUUAACCUGUUUUUGUUUCAAAUCUAAAAUGAUGCUGUCAUCUGAAAAAACGGGACUAUAUGGUUGCAUUAAAUCUUAAGAAUGUAACAUCGAAGUAAAUAACUAAAUAAACAUAAACAAAUACAAAUGUGAACUGGACAAAAAGCUUGUUAAAUUACAUGAACUUCCUAAAUUUCAUUCAACUCGCUACGUCGAGCUUCUGGCGGGUUUAGACCGCCAUUGAUUAGACCCCAAUAAUGUUUCAACAUUUAGUAUAAACUACUACAAACUUUGUCGUUUUUAAAAUGCUUCAUUCGGACAAAAUUUCUACCCUAACAUGUUCUAUAGCAUGAGUAAAUUACCUCUUAUUAAAACGACAAACCUUAAACCUAUUUUAGCUAUUGAACUAUUUUGUCUCUUUCGAGUUAAAUUCUCCAUUUAAAAGUGACAAAACAAUGAAAUAGUUAAAAUAUAUUUGUAGAAGGUUUAUUUUUAUGAAUAAAAGACUUAAUUUUACAUCUAGACACUAUCAAUAGCAUAAUAUAGGUGCCCCUAAAUUCAACGUCCAACGGAAAGUAAGUGAUAAUGGUUUAUACAUGCAGUCCUCAGGAAUGGCAACGCAUGGGGGGUAUCAUGGGCGAAACGGUAUGCUCCGUUAUGUCCAUGGUACUGCUCAUGUCUAUAGGCGACGGUUACCACUUUCCAUCAGGUGGGCCGUCAGCUUGUUUACCAUUCUGAAUUGUAUUAAAAAAAUACAAAUAUUUUACUGAAAACAAAAACAUUAGACACUGAACUAAAUCAUUAAGUACUACAACGACAAAUGGGUGAGUUUUGUUAAUGUGUUUUUAUGCCAGUCCACAAGAUUAUUUUAAGGGAGUACUGUGAAACUAUUUACAUUUUUUUCUUACACCAGAGGAAACGGCCAUUUAAGAUUUAUGGAAAGACACUAUUCAUCUCGCUCUUACACAAGCAGCGUCAUGCUUUGUCUCGCUUACACACAUGCGUUUUGACUUUAGUGAUUUAGGCUAUUAAAAUACAACAAAGCUACUUUUGUUGUGAAACCACAUUUAAUAUAAAGUUAUCUUGUUUAAUUUUUUUUCAGUUACUAUAAAAUGUGGGAAGUAUAAUACCAUUUCGGAAUUAUGAAUAGUAGCGCCAAAUUUUGAAUUACUUGGCACUAUGGCUACAGUAAAUUUUUUUUACAGUAUGAUUGGCAAAGGUUUUUCUUUCGUAAUUCUAAGAAUAAAUAAAACAAUUUUUUUAUGUCAUUGUUACAUCUCUAGUUUAAAUUGUACUUGUGGUUCAUAGCACAGUUAAUUAUGCUACUGAUAAAAAGAAACAUUACCAAAACUAGCCCAUUUGUCGUUAUAGUACUUAAAUAUUGUUUGUGUUAUAUCUUUUACUGACAACACAAGCAAUAUUUAAUGAUCUUAAAAAAAAUAUUUAUUUAAACUUUAAUGCACAGGAAAAUUCUAUAUACAUUUGGCGGACUUAACAUGGCUGAUAAAACAAUUCUUUGAUCCAUUUUAUGUUAUGACAAGUUUAACAAAUCUAAGUUUUAAUUUCCACUCAAAUAGCAAAUGCAAUCUGCAAAUCGCUACAAUUUCUUUCGCUUUUACUGAAUCAUAAUAAGUUGAAAUCAAACAUCUACACUUAAUCUUUCUUAAUGCCUGUUUUGGUACUUUUAUUUUAUCGUACUUAUACACUGCUGUGUUGUACGAUUUACAAAUAUUAAAACUGUCAAAAAAAUUACCUAAACUUCACUAAGUGUUCUGUUCCAGGCAAGUUAAACGUAAUUAAUUAUUAAUCUUGUCCACUCUAGAAUAUUUUAUUUAUUUACAUUAUAUUUUUAUUUUUAGGACUAUGCCCAGAAAACAUGACCGAAUUGGACCGAGAGUGGAGAUUAUUAAGAAACAUGACAUUUCAUUUCACAGAAAAAAAUGUGGAUCCUACACCUGAAGAAUUCUGGAAGCAUGUUUCAUCCAUUAAAAAAGAAGACCAGUCUCCAAUGUUUCCCCUGUUAUGCGAAUUCAUGAGAAAAUUACUCGCACUUCCACAUAGUAGCGCCAACGUUGAGAGAUCGUUUUCUGCAAUUAAUAAUACGAAAACCUUUCAGAAAAAUAGAAUUUCCACGGAGACUCUAGAAGAAUUGUUGCGUUCUAAAAGAUUCAUAACAAACAACGGGCAGUCUAGCGCAAAACAUUUACAAUUUUUCAAUAAAAAUAUGUUUAAUUUCCAAAAAUAAACAUUUUAAGACCA
This is a messenger RNA of Galleria mellonella (greater wax moth), 5278 nucleotides long. RefSeq names its product speckle targeted PIP5K1A-regulated poly(A) polymerase-like. Gene Ontology annotation, molecular function: RNA binding; RNA uridylyltransferase activity. The transcript has 5 exons. Lineage: Eukaryota; Metazoa; Arthropoda; Insecta; Lepidoptera; Pyralidae. The coding region runs from base 179 to 2191 and encodes 670 amino acids. The record is from RefSeq and is a predicted model, not a curated record.